CCGGUUCAAAGAGACAUCUAAACUAAAGUAGAUAUGGUAAACCCCUUCACUCAAAACCCACUCUUAUGCACUUUUAACACAUUCAAAUCUGCAAAAGCAACAAUGGCUCUCUUCCAUUGCCAUGCCCCUAAUCACGCCAUUUCCACUCUCUCACUCCUCUCAACUUUCUCUUUCAAACCUCUCUGUGUUUUUCAAUCUCAUCCCUCUUUCUCCUUAACCAAUCAACACCCUUAUCCUCUCUCCACAAUCCCACACCUCAACAACAAUAGCCCUCUCUCACUCUCCACAGUGCCCAGAAAGUUGCUUUGUAAGCCACCCAAUGGGAAAUAUGUCAGAGAUGAUUAUCUUGUGAAAAAGUUGUCAGCACAGGAAAUCCAAGAGUUGGUGAAGGGAGAAAGAAAAGUGCCUCUUAUUAUUGAUUUCUAUGCAACUUGGUGUGGACCGUGCAUCUUAAUGGCUCAAGAACUUGAAAUGCUUGCAGUUGAGUACCAGAACAGUGCACUGAUUGUUAAGGUUGACACAGAUGACGAGUACGAAUUUGCUCGUGACAUGCAGGUUCGUGGGUUGCCUACCUUGUUCUUUAUUAGUCCUGAUCCAAACAAAGAUGCUAUUCGAACUGAAGGACUUAUCCCAAUACAGAUGAUGAGGGAUAUUAUUGAAAAGGAUAUGUGAAACAAUAAAGGGUAUUGAUCACUUGACAUAGUUGAAGUUCCUGGAUCCUGCAAUAUGCUGUCUGGUGUAAUGGUAGCCUAACUGGGACAGAACUGAAGUGCUAACCAAUUCAUAUGAUUUUGCCUCUUAAAGGUUUUAAAUUGUAUGAUAUUUAUGCAAGCUUUGAGCUCGACAUUUUUUGCAGUGUAUCACAUGUGAUGUCAAAUAGAAGGACAUUGUAACACAAUCAUGUACGUGCACCCCAUUCAUCAAAUAUAAAAUAUGGUUUUGAAGGGGACAAUCUGUUUGUGUUAGGUGUU
Abrus precatorius (Indian licorice) is the source of this 971-nucleotide messenger RNA. Its product is annotated as thioredoxin-like protein CITRX, chloroplastic. The record is from RefSeq and is a predicted model, not a curated record. Lineage: Eukaryota; Viridiplantae; Streptophyta; Magnoliopsida; Fabales; Fabaceae. Gene Ontology annotation, cellular component: thylakoid. Gene Ontology annotation, molecular function: protein-disulfide reductase activity. Gene Ontology annotation, biological process: plastid organization; cell redox homeostasis. Bases 34 to 672 code for a protein of 212 amino acids. The transcript is spliced from 4 exons.